GGAUUGCCGUUGGUUCAUUUGACGGGAUGCCGAAUCUGCAGUAUCUGGAUUUGUCGCGAAAUCGCAUUGAAUUCUGCGACUUUUUGCACUUUGGCGGACACAAUAAUUUGGUAACGCUGAUCAUCGACGAGAACGACUCGCAGGGUCAACAAAUAGAUCUAGUGCUCUCGUUAUCAGACUGUUUUCCGCGAGUGGAACAUCUUUAUCUACGUAAAAAUUUUCUCACUGAUAUAACAGCACCGUUGCAGAGAUAUUUUCCAUCAUUGACUCACCUCUAUCUGUCAGACAAUCGAUUGAAAGGUAGGACAUUUGAUUACCUCGAGCUUCCACUCACCUUGACCCAUCUCCACCUGGAACGUAAUUGGAUCCGUCGAAUGGAUACUCGAGGAUUGAUAAAUCUUUCUUCGCUCUUCCUCGAUGGCAAUCGAAUCCAGUCUAUUUGCCAUUUGCAGUGUCCCGGCGGUUCUUCUCACCUGAGUCUCCGCCAUUCCAAUCGACUCCAGUUUUUAUCGCUCUCGCGAAAUGAAAUUGGCUAUAUUGAAUGCGACAGCUUCGAUGACACUCGUUUUCUCAAGAGUUUAAAUUUAGCCCACAAUAAAAUUGAUUCUAUUGCCCAGGGGACUUUUGACGUUUUACAAGACCUUAGGGAUUUGUCUUUGAGCUACAAUCAACUUGUGAGUUUGCCAGAUUUUAGAAACGUCAGGAUGAUAACGAGCUUGUCAUUGGAUCACAAUCUAAUAGACCGUAUUCCCUCGGGAAUUUUUUGCAAUCUUUAUCAUCUCAAGUGGCUGUCGAUGGGUCAAAAUCACAUCAGAAGUGUUGCCGUGGAUGCAUUUGUGAACCUUCCGUCGCUUGAGGAGCUAGAUCUGUCGAACAACGAGCUCACUUACCUUCCUUAUGGCUGGAUCGAUGCUAACACACGUCUAAGACACCUUGAUGUCCGGGGAAACCGGUUUACGAGGAUCGAGGAUCUCGCCCUAGACUGCGCGCUAAGUCUGACGCAUCUUUAUCUCCAAGGUAAUCCGCUGACCCGAGUUGAUACACCCGCUUACUGGCGACUUGCUCACAAUGUCAGUGUUUAUUUGGAAUACAGCUCAUCAGUACAUAGAGAACCGUGCUAUGUGCGAUGCGAUCAAACAUAUAGAGAGUACGUUAUACCUCGGGUAACUUCUGGUGAUGAGUGGACUUGGUAGAGCUAGUUUAGUUCUCGAGUAACUAACGAGCUACACUCGCUGGAGAUUAGUUUAGUGUAGGA
Microplitis demolitor is the source of this 1255-nucleotide messenger RNA. RefSeq names its product leucine-rich repeat-containing G-protein coupled receptor 6-like. NCBI's taxonomy places the organism in Eukaryota, Metazoa, Arthropoda, Insecta, Hymenoptera, Braconidae. The transcript has a single exon. Gene Ontology annotation, molecular function: protein binding. The coding region runs from base 27 to 1193 and encodes 388 amino acids. The record is from RefSeq and is a predicted model, not a curated record.